GAAAAAAGCAAAUUUCCUAUCGGCUGGAUAAUGUUGACAACUUCCGGGAGUCAAAAUGCGCUCGUUUCUGCCUGCGGUGGCUCAGCAACUUUUUAUUGAUAUCCAGAAAACAUAUGAAGAAACGUCUCAAAUUCCUGAUGAUCUGCUAAUUGCGCUGAAGUUUGUCUUUGGACCUUGUGCACUGCUGGCCUUGGACCUUGUGGACCAACGUUCAGUGACCUGUCUGUCAUCUCCCAGUGGACGAAAAGCAUUCCAGGUAAUUGGAGGCUCGGGUCGUUUGUACACAUGCUUGGUGUCCUGUCAUUACUGCCCGUGCCCUGCCUUCGCCUACACUGUGCUGCGCAGAAACGAUGGCCUCCUGUGCAAACACAUCCUGGCUGUGUACCUGUGUCAGGCCAUCGGGGCCACGCUGCAGGUGAACGUGACGGACCAGCAGAUGUCCAUGCUGCUCAGCGGAACGGGAAACCUCUGACGCUCAGGUACUGGGUUGUACUGAGUCCAGGAGAUGGAUCGGUGAUUCUGGACCCACACUGCCGGUCUGAGCUCUGCAGGAUAAGGACAUUUUGACAGAGAACCUUUGAAACCUGCUGUAGAGAUUAGCUUCUGUGGUUUCUGCUCUGUCAGAUUUUUGUAUCAAAGACACUGGAUGCUGCAUUUUCAUUUAUUUUUUUAUUUUGGAAGACUUAUUCAUGUGUUUCCAGGGAAGCGAUGUCCUUUUUGAGUUUUUGCUGAUUUAUUUUUAGUUUCUCAUAUCUGACAUUGCAGCAAUUAGAGAAGCAGUGAGGAGCGACAUGUUGUUUAUGGAAACAUUUGACAUCAGCCAAGAUCCAAAAUGUGCCACCGUUAAAAUAUUUAACAGCAGCAAUUUGUGAUCUCACUCCCUUGUAUAUGAUUUCCAUCAGUGUACAGUUGUAGGUGUUUGAUUUAUUUAGGAAAAACCACUGCUGUGUAACAGUAUAAACAUCUCCUUUAUUAACAAAAUAAUUCACUGUACAUACAGACUUCAUGUUGGGUAACAUUUUGCAGGUAUAACUGUGUAAAGGUUUAGCAUCAGUUUGACCACAGUGGAUGUUUGUCCUGAUUGGACAGAACAGCACAUUGAGAGACACGCGCGCGCACACACACACACACACACACACACACACACACACACACACACACACACACACACACACGUGGGAAUAAAGGCAGGAAUGUUCCACUGAUUAUCCGGCUUACCUCAGACUUCAGGAAGGAAAUAUGUUGACAUCAAUCAAUAGUUUGUAGAAAACCAGAUGCUGUUUUUUUUUUUGUUUUUUUUAUAACAGACGAUACAACACUACACUAUUUGUGCAUCUACAGGACAAAUGUUUCCAUUGAAUGUCCUAAAAGUUUGGCACCCUCCUGUAUUUUAGCCCUUGAAGGUGGUGUGAAGCAGUCCAGGCUGCACGGUGCCGAGUCGGCAAAAAAACCACAGCACUACAAACACGAACUCAACAGGGUUCAAAAUGACAGAUAAAGCAUGUCAAAUGGAAAGUCUAAAGUAUCGCUGAAGAGUGGCUGAUGGCUCUGAGGUGGUCUGUACAUGGAACAGGAGUCCAAGCUUUCAGAAAAUCAGAAGACAUGCUCCUUGUUAUUUUCAGGAAGUACAGAAUUUACUUGUUUUGACCUUAGUAAAUUUCUUUUGAAUUUAUUUGCACAAGGUCAUGACAGUGGACUGGUCUGGAUCUGUGUGUUGAUUUGAAACAGGUUUUACAUCAAAAGCCCUUCAGCCUCUAGGCGGAGAACAAGCACUGGACAUAGAUGGGCUUGAACAGGGAACCUUCUGCUUUGGAAAUGAGCACACAUACUGCUUCUGUCCCGGUGCUGACAAAUUGUUUCAACCUAAAACAUUAAGAAAUCUCAGUUUGUGUGUGUGCAUGCCUGUGAGGGGGACAAAAGCAAUCUGAAAGUCUAAAAUCCAGUUCAUCAUUUGUUUAAACUGCUUAUUGUCAAUUCCAGAACACUGUAUCUUUUUAUAUGAAUUUAAAGCUUAAACCAGUUUGACACGGGUGAACAACCAGUUAAAAACCAUGUUUCCUCUUGUUAACCAGAUUAAAACCACCAAAGAUAUUUAGAUGCAUUCAGGCUGAUGGAAAAUCCUGUGGAACAGAAACCUCUGGCUUUGCUCCAAAUGCACAUCACAUCGAAGACGUUUUUGCAGUUCGCUUAGAUGUUGAAGUGAAGCUAUAAUCUAGUUUAAACCAGUUUAAAAUCAUUUGAAGUAAUUUCAAAUUACUUUAAACCAGCCCAUCCUUGGUGAAUAGUUCAAACGUGUUUAUUUGUAAUAAAAAAUGCGAGUUAAUCCUCACGUUAGAGAAAAAGCUCAAAACUGGCAUUUAGUUAACUAUUAUUUAUUUUUUAUUGUUUCACUUCUGAUUUAAUAACUCUUUCAUAGAAAGUGUUUCACUCGUGAAGAUGUGUGUGGUGUCAUCUUAGGUCAGUCACUGGCUUCAGUGAUUACAUUACUUGAGCAGACCAGAGCCACAAGAUCCCACCUGAGACCCAUGUGAGGCGUCAGCUGGCGGCCUCGGGCAAGUCAGCCAGAGCCGUCCAGAGUGACAUUCAGAGACAACAUACACAAUGAAAUCAAAGCAGCACUGACGCAUUUUACAAGCCUGCUGAGCACUGUGAUAAAUCGUAUUAGCUUUAUUAACUUGAUCUAAUUUAACUUUGGCUUGUAUUUUGUGAUCUUGUAGCUCCAGCACUACAGCCUCCCAUCACACAGAGCAAGAACGUGCAGGAACCAGCCCAAUACAGCAAAUAUUGCCAUAAUCCAACGCAAUUGGGAGGAAAAGAGGCGUGGUCAGGUGUUUUACAACGCAUCCAGAACACCUCGUGCACACCUGCAUAAUGGCAUCCAAAGCGCAUGUAGACAACAGUUUAGAUGACACAGACUGAUGUCAAACAGCUGUAAAAGGCGCUGAAGACUGCCUGAUGUCCAAACGUCUGGAUGGCAAAUACGGGACCAGGGUGGGAGGGAGUGCUGUGUUCCUCACACGCACAUGUGCGCACUUGCAUGCGUGGCACACAUGCGCACACGUAUUGCGGCUGAAAUGAUCACUCAGCCGUGUGUGUGUGUGUGUAUGCAUAAUAUUGUAUGAGCCACUACUGGACAGCUUUGCUGAAAAUUUGCUGGCAGUGGGCCAAG
Molecule: messenger RNA, 3169 nt
Organism: Thalassophryne amazonica
Lineage: Eukaryota; Metazoa; Chordata; Actinopteri; Batrachoidiformes; Batrachoididae
Gene: zswim7
Product: zinc finger, SWIM-type containing 7
Exons: 5
Coding region: 56-472 (138 amino acids)
Biological process (GO): double-strand break repair via homologous recombination
Cellular component (GO): Shu complex
Molecular function (GO): zinc ion binding
Source: RefSeq, a predicted model, not a curated record